Molecule: messenger RNA, 697 nt
Organism: Sceloporus undulatus (fence lizard)
Lineage: Eukaryota; Metazoa; Chordata; Lepidosauria; Squamata; Phrynosomatidae
Product: zinc finger protein 39-like
Exons: 2
Coding region: 27-545 (172 amino acids)
Biological process (GO): regulation of DNA-templated transcription
Source: RefSeq, a predicted model, not a curated record
UUGUGUAGGGAAGCUGCAGUGAGUCUAUGCUAGGUCCAUGGGGCUUUGUUUGGUGCAGAGGGAGGAAGGGGAUGCCCACCUCUGCAUUGGCCCAAAGGAGGCAUAUGUCAUCUGCGUAUGUCACCAGCAGGAUGCUGUUCUUAGUGUCUUUGAGUGCUACAGGGUUUCUUGCCAAGCCAAUCCUAACCCUGGGCCCUUUUCUCAGGAACUUCAUCUUGGACCCCUUGCACACGGCUUUGGAGUUUCUUUUCCUGGAAGUGACCAAGUGCAGGGCCACCAGGACCCCUGCCCACCUGAUGGCCAACACAGAGGCCAAGUGGAGGGAGUUGGGCUCCAAAAGAAAGAGGAUGCCCAGGAACAACAGCUCUUUGGUGACCUUUGCGGAUGUGGCGGUGUAUUUCACCGAAGAGGAAUGGAAAAUGUUGACGAAGAAGCAGAAACUUGUGUACAGUUCUGUAAUGAUGGAGAAUUAUGACAAUGUAGCCUCUGUGGGUAAGGAACCUGAAUCCAUUGCACUUCCUGUGAAGACUGAGGGCCCUUCAUAAUUCACUGUCAGAGCGAUAUGACUUGCUUCCAUUGUCCUGUGUCCUUUUCUCUGGGACAGCAGAAAGCAAGCCAGCUUCAUCCUGAAUAGGACAUCUCUUCAAAUAUCUGAACAGGGCUGUCAUAUCCAGUCUUAACCUCUUCUCCAAGCUAA